CAUGUAUAUUUGUUUUGGGUGGUCCCGGAAGUGGGAAGGGCACGCAAUGCCCCAGGAUUGUUGAGCAUUUUGGGUUUACCUAUCUCUGUGCUGGUGAUCUUCUUCAAGCGGAAAUUGAAUCUGGAUCUGAAAAUGGGUCUGCUUUAUCACCAUUCUCGUUUAUCUAUGUUGCAUUGACAUGGAUAUUGGAUAUGGAUAUGACACGAGAUGAAUGCAGUAAUGCGGCAAAUUCAAGCAGGGGAUAAGAGAGAAAAAUAAAUAUAUUUAAAUUAAAUUUAAGUCCAUUAUACUAUCUAUCUAUCUAUAUAUAUAUACAUGAAAAUGAUUUAGAUUAUUGCCCAGAAGACGAAGAAGAUUGUCGUAGACUUCUCUUUGUAGAAUUGACUAAUGGUGAUGGUGACAGGUCCGGCAAACUUAGAAAAUGAUCCAACCAAAUUAACUCAUGAAUGGCCAUAGAGUAUUCUUCGUUUCCCCUCUGCAUCCUAUGCCGUGCCAUAUUUUUCAAUAUCUGGAAAUGCAGAUACUUGUUAGAUGUAUCAAACACGUAUAAAUUCUGUAAUGAUCGCCUAUCUGUAUCUGAUAUAUAUCCUAUCUGUAUCCGAUAUAUAUCGGAUACAGCCACAUGGCAAAUUAAGUAUCCGUGCAUCCUGGUUGUUGGUUGUUUCCCCAGCUCGCAAUAACUUGAUAAUAAUGUAUUCUGUCAUAUUUUCGCGUUUCCUUUUUCAGAAAAUAUUUGCUUAUGAAUUAUACUCUUAUCAUCCUUGCAAUUUCUUAUCAUCCUCGCAAUCCGUCAGAAAAAUGAUACAGCAAUACAAAAAGGAAGGUAAGAUUGUCUCCUCUGAGGUAACUAUCAAGCUUCUGUGGAAUGCCAUGCAGAAUAGUGAAAACAGGAAGUUUGUCAUUGAUGGAUUCCCGCGUAAUGAAGAAAACCGUGCUGCCUUUGAGAAUAUUAUCCAACUUGAGCCGGACUUUGUGCUCUUUUUUGAUUGUCCAGAGGAGGAGUUGAUAAAGCGCCUUUUGAAUAGAAACCAGGGGAGAGUUGAUGAUAAUAUCAACACGAUAAUAAAGCGACUUAGAGUUUAUUUUGAUUCCACUUUACCAGUAAUUGAUUACUACAGCUCGAGAGGAAAAGUUUACAAGAUUGAUGCCAACAGAAGUGUCGAAGAAGUUUUUUAUGAAGUCAAAAAUGUCAUCUCCAAAUAUUAUUCUGGAAAACAGGGGGAGAAGAUCUUCACGCAAAUCUGAUCGGUUGCGAAACUACAGACACCUUAUCAACCUUAAUUUCCUUCAGUCAUUUUUACAUUGAGAAUUCGUAGUCAUUUUUACUCUAGAAACUAAGCCUUAUGCACGCUUAAAUUUGGAUUAAA
Messenger RNA from Ananas comosus (pineapple), 1367 nucleotides. Its product is annotated as UMP-CMP kinase 3-like. Bases 532 to 1245 code for a protein of 237 amino acids. Gene Ontology annotation, molecular function: UMP kinase activity; ATP binding. Gene Ontology annotation, biological process: CDP biosynthetic process; UDP biosynthetic process; 'de novo' pyrimidine nucleobase biosynthetic process. Lineage: Eukaryota; Viridiplantae; Streptophyta; Magnoliopsida; Poales; Bromeliaceae. The transcript has 5 exons. Gene Ontology annotation, cellular component: cytoplasm; nucleus. The record is from RefSeq and is a predicted model, not a curated record.